Pistacia vera is the source of this 516-nucleotide messenger RNA. RefSeq names its product protein DMP2-like. The transcript has a single exon. The coding region runs from base 1 to 516 and encodes 171 amino acids. Lineage: Eukaryota; Viridiplantae; Streptophyta; Magnoliopsida; Sapindales; Anacardiaceae. The record is from RefSeq and is a predicted model, not a curated record. Gene Ontology annotation, biological process: endomembrane system organization.
AUGGCCAAAUUCACAGUAUUUGCAAAACUCGUGAAGCUCCUCCCAACCGGGACAAUCUUCACGUUCCUCUUCCUCUGUCCUCUCUUAACAAACGAAGGCAAUUGCGACACCAUCAACAAGUGCCUCGCCACCGUUCUGGUUUUCUUUUGUGGCUUCUCCUGCGUCUUCUCUUGCUUCACUGAUAGUUACAGAGACAGUGAUGGCCACAUCCACUACGGGAUCGUCACCACCACCGGCCUUUGGCCGCAUAAACAUCACUCUACAUCGGCCAACUUGUCAAAUUACAAGCUACGGUUUUCUGACUUCGUUCAUGCUCUCAUGUCAGCUGUCGUGUUCUCGGUUGUGGUUCUUUUGUAUCCUGACAUAGUUGAGUGCUUUUACUCUUUUUCUCAGAGGGCUUUGUUGGUGAAAUGGUUGCCUUUUGUCACUGGUUUCGUUACCGUUAUGUAUUCAUUUUUUCCGAACAAUCGCCAUGGACUCGGAUACAUUCCAAGUGAUUAUACUUUGCUUUCUUGA